GUCGAUUCAUUUCCUUAACCACGAUAUGGAGGAUUGUCAACUCUCCACACGGCCCGGAGUCAUGCAAUUCAAAGGCCCGUUUUGAAAUAUACCUUAGAACCCCAACUCUCUAUUCAAGCAUGAAAACAUACUUCCACUAUAGAAAAAGUUUAUAAAAGAGAGAAUCUAUUAUGCAUUCAACUCUCAUACAUAAUCUAUUCACAAACCGCCAAUACCUUAUGUUCCGGGAACCCAUCUUUCCGUUGCGUCCCGUCCCCCAAGCCAACUCCUGCUCUCCUGUCCAUCACCAGACAACUCUACGGCCGAGGAGCCGUCGAGAUCAAAUCGGUGGUGACCAAGGAAUCCCUCGCAAAGCUGGUGUUUUAGUUCGUCAAAGACGAACAUCGUCACCAACCUGACAUGCUGAGGGACCUCCAUAGGGGGGUUGCCGACUGUGGACCUUUUGUCGAACAAGGAGGAUUAGGCGACGAGAUUGAGGGAGAUCUUUUGAUCGGCCAUUUUCUUGAAGGGAGGAAGAGGAAGAGAGAUGCGGCUCGUCAGGGCAAAAGCAAGCACUCUUCCUCGCGUCGUGAGGAUUGCUUCCGGCUUGAUCAGGUCGUGAUCGAGGUGGAGGACCAGAACGAGGCGAUCCCAGAGAUGGGAACGGUAGCCACCAACCCCCUGCCGUGUUCCAUGCUUCCUGGGAGCGACCUAGCAGGGUCCUCUCAGAGGGCUAUCUCGGAGCGACCUCCCUCUCCACCAGCAGUGACCUACGAGGUGGCGACCGAGAGCGGCUCAACGAGGUUUAGCAAUCCCCCUCCGUCCCCAAGUUUGGGGGACGUUCAGCUGGAGACCUUAAUCACCCUCCCUGCUCACGAUCGAGCCCGCAUCUCGGCCAGUUCUAACGGUGAUCUCUCCAACAUGGUUCUUCUGAAGCUUAGUCAGGUAUCCGCCUUGGUUUUCUUUUCAGCCCCAUUUGUUCUACCUUCCUUGUCCCUCCCCUUUGUUUUAUACCUCCGACUCUUCACGCGGAGGCUAAGCAGAAGGAGCUGCAGGAUGAGGUCGCUCGCCUCGCAAGGGAUCUGGAGGAAGAGAAUGGUCGCUCUAAUCAACUGGAGGAGGAGAAGACCUCGCUGUCUUCCGAGGUUAUAUCCGUUUAUGUCGAUGACGGCUGAGGAGAACUGGUCUGGCCUUGAUCUUAGCCAGGGGCCGAAUGAUCGGCCUGGCGAGAAUGGGACAUUGGAGAGGCCAAGUCGAAAUCAGAAAUAAUCAUGAUGGCAAAGGGAGAACUGACUUGAAGACUAAGAAAAACGGGUCGGGUAGCGGCAAAGCAACAAGUGAAGAAAAAAGUGUUGCAGGU
This is a messenger RNA of Cuscuta campestris, 1339 nucleotides long. Lineage: Eukaryota; Viridiplantae; Streptophyta; Magnoliopsida; Solanales; Convolvulaceae. The record is from the annotation of a GenBank genome assembly.